Cylicostephanus goldi is the source of this 141-nucleotide messenger RNA. NCBI's taxonomy places the organism in Eukaryota, Metazoa, Nematoda, Chromadorea, Rhabditida, Strongylidae. The record is from the annotation of a GenBank genome assembly.
UACGCGGACUUCCAAUCUGACAAGCACCGGCACAUCGUCCACGUCCGCAUACCCAACUUCCCAGGAGAAGGAAAACGACGUGAGCGACGUGGACGACGUGGAGAUGGAAGCGGAGAGCAGUGUCUCGCCAACAACCAGUGA